AUGGCAGAAGCAGCAACUUCUUCGACGAGAAAGGCCAAAAGGAAUAACCGAAACCUAAAAUCUCAGGAUCCUGAGCUCGACCGCCUCGAAUCACUUCCAUGGAACUCUUCUCUCCCUCAACACGAUGAACAAGACGACAACACUUUUUCACUCUUCACUGGCUCCAAUGAACUCGAAGGAGGUUUUCUUUCACUUGAGGAGAUUGAUGAAGCUGAGUAUGGUUUAAAUAUUCCUGAUCCUGAAAAUCAUGACAGGAAACACAAUUCUAAACAGAACAAGAAGUUGAAUAAGCAGAAGCAGGACAGUGCUUGUAGUGAUGGAGAAAUUUUGAAUGACGAGAGCAUCAAGUCUAAAGCGAAGAAAAAGAAAAAGAAAAAGAAGAAAAGCAAGGAUGCAAAAGAAAACCAGAAAGUUCAGCCUUUAAAUACUGAUGCUGAUGUGAAGGAUGGUGUUGAGGAAGAGACCAUUGAUGAAACUGAAUAUUAUGCAUGGAACGAGUUGAGGCUUCAUCCUCUUUUAAUGAAAGCAAUACACAAGUUGGGAUUCAAGGAACCAACACCGAUACAAAAGGCUUGUAUUCCGGCUGCUGCUCAUCAAGGGAAGGAUGUUAUUGGGGCUGCAGAGACAGGAUCUGGUAAAACACUUGCAUUUGGUUUGCCCAUUUUGCAACGUCUUUUGGAGGAGCGUGAGAAGGCAUCAAAUGUGAUAGGUGAAAAGGGCGAAGAAGCUGAAAAAUAUGCUUCCACGGGCCUUUUAAGGAGUCUUAUUAUUGCUCCAACUAGAGAACUUGCACUUCAGGUCACUGAUCACCUGAAAGCUGUAGCCAAGUAUAUUAAUGUUAGGGUGACCCCUAUAGUUGGAGGUAUUUUAGCAGAAAAGCAGGAAAGACUUUUAAAAGCAAGGCCUGAGAUUGUGGUUGGUACUCCUGGGAGGUUAUGGGAACUUAUGUCAUCUGGAGAAAAGCAUCUGGUUGAGUUACAUUCACUGUCUUUCUUUGUGCUUGAUGAGGCUGAUCGAAUGGUACAAAAUGGUCAUUUUAAGGAGUUGCAGUCAAUAAUUGACAUGCUCCCCAUGUCCAAUAUCUCAAGUGAAGAUAAUUCUCAAGAUGCACAAAGUUGUAUUACCGUUUCUAGUGUCCAAAGAAAGAAAAGGCAAACUCUUGUUUUCUCUGCAACUGUCGCACUAUCUGCUGAUUUUCGCAAGAAGCUAAAGCGCAGUUCAAUUCAGAAAAAGCAACCGUCGACAAAUGCUUUGGAUUCUAUUGAAACUCUUUCUGAGCGAGCGGGAAUGAGACCCAAUGCAGCAAUUAUUGAUCUUACCAAUCCAUCAAUAUUAGCAGCCAAGAUUGAGGAGUCAUUUAUUGAAUGCACGGAAGAUGAUAAAGAUGCCCAUUUGUAUUAUAUUCUCACUGUCCAUGGACAAGGACGGACAAUAGUUUUCUGUACGUCAAUUGCAGCUUUGCGCCAUAUUUCUUCCAUAUUGCGCAUUCUUGGCGUCAAUGUUUGGACUCUUCAUGCUCAAAUGCAACAGCGAGCGCGUUUAAAGGCCAUGGACCGCUUUCGUGAAAAGGAAAAUGGCAUACUUGUUGCGACAGAUGUUGCUGCAAGAGGUCUUGAUAUUCCCGGUGUUAAAACUGUUGUCCAUUAUCAGCUUCCACAUUCAGCAGAGGUCUAUGUUCAUAGAAGUGGAAGAACAGCUAGAGCUUCUGCUGAAGGUUGUAGCAUUGCUUUAAUCUCCCCAAAAGAUACAUCAAAGUUUGCUUCAUUGUGCAAGUCAUUUUCAAAGGAUACCUUUCAGCGGUUCCCUUUGGAGAACUCAUACAUGCCAGAAAUUCUAAAACGAUUGUCUCUUGCUCGUCAAAUAGACAAGAUAACAAGGAAAGAUUCCCAGGAGAAGGCAGAAAAAAGCUGGUUUGAUCGGAAUGCUAGCUCUGUGGAUUUAGUUACCGAAAAUUAUGACAGUGAGGAGGAACAAGUUAAUAAACACAGGCAAAAAAAAGCCAGCUCUAAAAAAUUGAAGAAUUUGCAGACGGAGCUCAGUAUGCUGAUUUCACGUCCUCUGCAAUCAAAAACAUUUUCACAUCGAUAUUUAGCAGGGGCUGGUGUAACGCCCCUCAUGCAGGAACAAUUGCAACAGUUAGCAAGGCAAAAAUUAAGUGAUCGCCAGGGCGCAGUAUUUGGCAAAAAGGGAAAAUUGGUUGUGAUUGGUCAAGAUUGUGUGGACACACUUCACGCACUUCGGAGUGCUGGUGAAGAGGUGCGCAUGGAUAUCAAGGAUUCAACGGGAAGACAAAGAAACACAGUGAGUUCUAAGAGAAAAAGAAAAGAGGAAAAGACACGUUUGCGUGAUCAGCGUAAAAAGAAGAAAAGAGAUCUAAACCAGGACGAUGAAUAG
Messenger RNA from Lathyrus sativus (Indian pea), 2394 nucleotides. Lineage: Eukaryota; Viridiplantae; Streptophyta; Magnoliopsida; Fabales; Fabaceae. The record is from the annotation of a GenBank genome assembly.